AUGAAACCGAGGCAGCGUAAACAGUACUUCAGGAACAUGAAAAGAUCGGAUGACAGUGAGAGGGAAAAGAGGAGAAAGAGGCGGAGGCUUAUACAGGAACUGGGGGAGCAGAGGAUUCCCUACCUUUCUCCUACAGACCCAGGAUUUCAGGAACUGUGGGACUCCAGUUACACAGGACUGGCUUUACGGCAGUCUGGUACGCUGCCAGAUGGUCUUCAUGAGAAGGUGCAGUCUGCUCUGAUAACUCUACAGCGGCGUGGAUGUCUCCUCCGAGAUCUUGUCCGAGUCCGAGACCGGGAUGUUUUUACGGCUGUUUCGCGUGCUCUCGUGGGUCAGCCGGGCUACACGUACCGUUAUCUGGACACCCGUCUGUUCACCAUCCCCUGGCACUGUGAGGGAGAAGAAGGUCAGAAAGAUGAGAAAGAGAAACAGUGCUGUGACUCUGACAUGAGGGACGCUUGCAAAGCAUUGUGGGAGCUCAAUCAGUUCUUUUGCUCGGACGUAAAGCAGACAAACGCGAGAGGCGUCAAGCGAUCCCGCAGUGACACCGAAAACAGCGAAGACACACCAGGGGAGGGGACGUGCGAAGAGAGUGUUAAGGACAGGUUACUUGAGAAGCAGGAGGAGGAGGAGGAGGAGGAGGAAGACAGCGGUCAGGGCUGCUCUCAUUCCUCACCUCCUUCAUCCGCUCCGCCACCUGCUAUAUCCAGCCUGGUUCAGUUUAACGUUACCCUCAUCAAUUACAUGGACCCCACUGCCAUGACUCAACUGAAGGAAGAGCCUUAUUACGGCAUGGGCAAGAUGGCAGUUGGUUGGCAUCAUGACGAGAACCUGGUUCCUCUUUCACCAGUUGCUGUCUACAGCUAUAGCUGCCCAGCAGAGCCAAAGAAUGAAGAGGUGACUGAGAAAGAUGGUGAGGGACAGAGUAAAGAACAAGAAACAGAGACCGAGGGUGAAGGAACAAGUAAAGAAGAACCGAAGGAAGAAGAAGGUUUGGGGAAGGAGGAAGUGGAGAAAGAGAAGGUGUGUUGGCGUGUUGGCCUGAAGGUGGCCUGGGACAUUCACACACCAGGUCUCGCUUUGCCUCUACAGUCUGGAGACUGCUACUAUAUGACAGAUGAUCUGAAUCGGACACAUCAGCACUGUGUACUGGCUGGUGACACAGCUAGAUUCAGCUCCACUCACAGAGUCGUACAGUGUUGUACAGGUACACUGGACUACAUACAGAAACGCUGCUCAGAGGCAUUGGAGAAUUUACACACCAACACCGAGAAGAACACCAAGAGUCUAAGUUCUCUCCUCCCCUCCACCCUUCAGUGCAUUGAGGACAUUCACAACGAGGUGGAGUUUGAAUGGCUGAGACAAUACUGGUUCCAGGGCCGGCGUUACGCUCGAUUCUGCAGCUGGUGGACUAAACCCAUGGAACAGAUGGAGAAAGACUGGAAGGAAAUGGAGCGAAUGACUCAGCUGCUUUUGGCUGUGGUUGAGGAUGAGAACACGACACAGGAGAACAGGAGAGAGAUUGCAGACAUCUUGCUGAACGCCCUGACGGACAGACAGCAGCACAGACAGACAUGGAGGGACAGAUGCCAAUCCAGCCUGGCACAGAGCUUGCCCCCUGAGGAAGCACCUGUCGACUGCCCCUAUUGGAGUAAUGACGAUCCUGACAUGCCCCUCCCCUUUGACCUCUCUGACAUCAUCAACCGCGUCGAGUCACUUCUCUGGAGGAUGUAAGAUGUUAGUAAAAGAGGGAGAUAAAUGAAGAGAAAGAAUGUUUUGGGUGGAUGUUAGGAGAUAGAGGCCAUGAUGGAGAUCACAGGUGACAAAAAAACAGUACAACACACACCUGUUCAGUUUCUCCUUUCUGGCCCACCUUUGCCUGAAGACCAACACUCACCUUCACACACACCACAUUGAGGUCCGCUCGGAUGGACAGACGGAUAUAAGGAUGGAGACCGGGGUGCAUACAGGGUGACAUCUGGACGGGACAUUUUAUUUCCUAUUUCCAUCAGUAUCGUUUACUAUCACUUUAACAGAGUCUGUAGUGUUGCAAUGACCAUUCAUAGACGCAUAUCAGUAGUAGCAUACAAUACCUAUCCAUAAAUAUACGUAUAUAUAAAUAUAUAUCCAUAAAUGUAUGUGUUUUACUUCAGUUCUCCAUAUAUCCUCUGAAGCUUUUUUUGGACAGACAUUAUAUAGAUGUACACACAGUAUACACAGUUCACUUCUCCUCUAUGUGUGUGUGUGUGUGUGUGUGUGUGUGUGUGUGUGUGUGUGUGUGUGUGUGUGUGUGUGUGUGUUUGUCUGCGUGCCAUCUUUUGAGGAAGAAAGUCGGUAAAAUAGGAUAUGAGAUUGUGGAGGUAUGAUGACAUCAUUAACGGGUGUCAUAUGCGUGCUGUUGCCUUUUACCUGGCGUUUUGUCUAGGGAUUUAGUAUGUUUGAAUUUGCCCCAAGUGUGUUUAAACGCUUGCGUGCACGUCCUUCUGAAUGUUUGUAGGGAGAAGGUAAAGAUACUGUUGCUAGACGGACUUUGUCGAUGAUGUUUGUCUAUAUAGGUGCAUGUAGGUAAGAGGCACGCACAUGUGUAUGUAAUCGUGUAGAGGGUUUUAUUUCUGUGUGACUGAAUUUGAGUGUGUGUGUAUACAUAAGAUGUUUCUCUCCCAAGCCAAGUAGUGUCAUAGGCGGCUUUUACUGAACUCCCAAGAGAACUUACACCCCUUGUGUCGCAUUAUUCUCGCAGCUCAUUGGCUCUUAACCUUUUAAUAACGCCUGCCUAUGUCUGAAAUGCUGCCAGUUUCGGGAGGAAUGCACUCGAACAUCUUUUAACGAGUGAAGGAGGAAAAGCACUCUGUCCUCUAAAUGAAUGAAGAAUGAAUGAAAAAGGGAUGACUGUUGUCCAGCAGCUUUCUUUUUGUUUUGUAUGCUUUUCUAUGUCAUCAGUGUUAAUGUAGAAGAUCCAUAUGAUAGUAUUCGAUGAAGAUGCUUAAAUGUGUUUUAUACUUUUGAAGUUUUUGAGUUGUCAUUGGUUGCCAAAAACUGUGUUCUUGCUGAGUAAAUGCUGUGAGGUUGGUAUAUAAAUAUAUUAUGUGUAUAAAUAAUCUUUCUUUCAUUGUGUUUUUUUUUUUUUUUCUCUGUAUUCUUUUCCGGAGUGCCACAAGCCCCACUGCUUUUCUGAAAGCAUUGUGUGUGCAAAGCACUAGUUAUGAUAGAAAUAAAAUGCAAUGCUGGUUUAUCAAUCA
Rhinichthys klamathensis goyatoka is the source of this 3239-nucleotide messenger RNA. RefSeq names its product FTO alpha-ketoglutarate dependent dioxygenase (gene fto). NCBI's taxonomy places the organism in Eukaryota, Metazoa, Chordata, Actinopteri, Cypriniformes, Leuciscidae. The record is from RefSeq and is a predicted model, not a curated record. Gene Ontology annotation, biological process: regulation of multicellular organism growth; RNA repair; DNA alkylation repair. The transcript is spliced from 10 exons. Gene Ontology annotation, molecular function: broad specificity oxidative DNA demethylase activity; mRNA N6-methyladenosine dioxygenase activity; ferrous iron binding. The coding region runs from base 1 to 1734 and encodes 577 amino acids.